AUGGCGAUAUCGUGGACAACGUUUGCUCUUGAAGAAGACACAGCGGUGUGGAUUGGCACAAGUGAGAGCAAGCUAACUCGGGUAAAGGAUGCUACUAUUGAUACAAAGUCAUACUACAAGGACGACCACUACGAGCUGUACAGCUACCACGCGGUUGUGGAAGGUCUGAAGCCCAAUAAAACGUAUUUCUACAAGGUCGGUAGCGCCUCUGAAGCCAAAUUUCGAAGUGCUAUAAGCAAAUUCGCCACAGCUCGCAAAAGCGGCGACCAAAGUCCAUUCACGAUCGCAGUGUACGGAGAUAUGGGAGCCGAUGCGAACGCCGUUGAGACCAACAAGUACGUCAACUCGCUGGUGGACAAGGUGGACUUCGUCUAUCAUCUCGGUGACGUGUCCUAUGCAGACGACGCGUUUCUGUCAGCUAAAUCCGCUUUCGGUUUCUUUUACGAGCAAGUGUACAACAAGUUUAUAAAUUCCAUGACCAACAUCAUGAGGCGGAUGGCGUACAUGGUACUGGUGGGAAACCAUGAGGCGGAAUGCCAUUCCCCAGCUUGUCUUCUCUCCGACAAAAAACUGAAUCAACUCGGCAAUUACUCGGCUUUCAACGCGCGCUUCAGGAUGCCAGCGCCUGAAAGCGGGGGAGUGCUGAACAUGUGGUAUUCCUACGAGUACGCGUCCGUACACUUCACGACGAUCUCGUCCGAGACCGAUUAUCCGAAUGCACCGAGUAACGCCUACCAUACGCACCGAGUGUACGGCCCCUUCGGCGAUCAGUUAGCGUGGCUCGAAGCUGAUCUCAAGGCUGCGGACGCUAACCGCGACCAGGUCCCGUGGAUUGUUGUCGGAAUGCAUCGACCGAUGUACACGAUCCGUUCAUGCGACGCAGACGACAAGCCUAACAACGACUUUGAGUCGCUUAACGUGCAAGAGGCUUUCGAGAAACUGUUCAUCAAGUACAAGGUGGAUCUGGUUCUACAAGGUCACGUCCAUGCGUACGAACGUCAAUACCCGACGGCGAACGGCACCGCCAUGCUGGACGGUUACAAACAUCCGAAGUCACCGAAGUGGCAUGUCUUGAUGGACAACAAGCACUACGCCAUCACCAUGAUGGCGGUUACUCCGACGAAUAUCACAUUGCCAACGGUAGAGAGUGCCACUGGUGCCGUGUGCGAUAAGUUUUCUAUCAUUAAAGAGCAAGGGGAUGUAUCUCAAAAGAAAUGA
Molecule: messenger RNA, 1218 nt
Organism: Phytophthora infestans T30-4
Lineage: Eukaryota; Oomycota; Peronosporomycetes; Peronosporales; Peronosporaceae
Product: calcineurin-like phosphoesterase
Exons: 2
Coding region: 1-1218 (405 amino acids)
Molecular function (GO): metal ion binding; acid phosphatase activity
Source: RefSeq, a predicted model, not a curated record